GCCAUCAACUCGCUCCGCUCUCAGUCUCCGCUCCCGCCCAUUGAACUGCCCUCCUUUUAACUUGAAUCUCAACCGUUAUACCUCGUCUUCUCGGAAGACUUGUUCAUAAUGGCUCCUACCGCUGAGAGCGCCUCGCCCAUUGGCAUCGCCAACCUCCCUAACCAGCGGCAUAAGAUUGUCGCCAAGCGGGGUGCUGGCUUUACCAUAAUGGUUGCUGGCGAAUCUGGCCUGGGCAAGACCACUUUCAUCAACACCCUUUUCUCGACAACCAUCAAGAACUAUGCCGACCACAAGAAGCGACACCAGAAGCAGGUCGACAAGACUGUCGAGAUCGAGAUUACCAAGGCCGAGUUGGAGGAGAAAUUCUUCAAGGUUCGUCUGACCGUCAUCGACACCCCCGGAUUCGGCGACUAUGUCAACAACCGCGACUCUUGGAUGCCCAUCAUCGAGUUCCUUGACGACCAGCACGAGUCCUACAUGCUUCAGGAGCAACAGCCCCGUCGCCAGGACAAGAUCGACCUGCGCGUCCACGCCUGCCUGUACUUCAUUCGGCCUACCGGCCACACCCUGAAGCCCCUGGAUAUUGAGGUGAUGAAGAGACUCUGUUCGAGAGUGAAUCUUAUUCCCGUCAUCGCCAAGGCCGAUACUUUGAGCCCUGCAGACCUGGCCAGGUUCAAGCAAAGAAUCCGAGUCGUCAUCGAGGCCCAGAAUAUUAAGAUCUACCAGCCACCAAUUGAGGAGGACGACGAGGCUGCCGCCCAGCACGCGCGGAGCCUCAUGGCCGCCAUGCCAUUCGCCGUCAUUGGCUCCGAGAAAGACGUCAAGACCAGCGAUGGCCGCAUUGUCAAAGGUCGUCAAUAUUCGUGGGGUGUCGCCGAGGUGGAGAACGAGGAUCACUGCGAUUUCAAGAAGCUCCGCUCCAUUCUCAUCCGUACCCACAUGCUCGAUCUCAUCCACACCACCGAAGAGCUGCACUACGAGGCCUACCGCGCCCAACAGAUGGAGACACGCAAAUUCGGUGAGGCGCGUCCCCGCAAGCUCGACAAUCCCAAGUUCAAGGAGGAGGAGGAGGCACUGCGGAAGCGCUUCACCGAGCAGGUCAAGAUCGAGGAGCAGCGCUUCCGCCAGUGGGAACAGAAGCUCAUCGCCGAGCGCGAUCGCCUCAACAAGGAUCUCGAGCAGACCCACGCCCAAAUCAAGCAGCUGGAGAACGAGCUCGAGGCGAUGCAGGGAACCGGCGCCGUCCGCAGCCACGGCCGUCGCUAAAUGCUCUCUAAUGUCUGGGCUUUUCAGGGGCUUACAUCGUUUGUAUUUUUCGGCCCAUAAUUCCAUCUCAGCCCGCUGGGGUCCCUCUUCAUGUCUCUCGCAUUUGAGUGUAAGGCCUGGAGCUGAUGUUUUUCUUUUCUGGGCGCACUCGCGAAUAUGCUCGCUGGCUCACGGGUUUCCACGAGAAACCUGCGGCGUGCGAUGGUUAGUGAGAUGGGCUUCCCUGGGGUCUGCUGAUCGUGGGGCGAUAUGUCCGGGGUAUUCUCACAAAAAGUUGCAUCUCUUCUGAGCCAGAGGCGCCGAGGUCUCGCAUUUUAAUUGCUUAUUUUCUCUGUUUUCAUCCUUCUUCUUUCAAGAUGCGGCCAGUACCCCCUUGCUCUCAACCUGCCUAGUCACAACCUCAUAGUUUUAAGGUACGAUGUAAUAGCAACUUCAUGAUACCAAGAAUAAGAAGUAGGGCGACCCCCUGUCACAUGGAUUGCAGGGCCUA
Sodiomyces alkalinus F11 is the source of this 1756-nucleotide messenger RNA. Its product is annotated as cell division control protein 12. Bases 109 to 1266 code for a protein of 385 amino acids. Gene Ontology annotation, molecular function: GTPase activity; GTP binding; molecular adaptor activity. Gene Ontology annotation, biological process: cytoskeleton-dependent cytokinesis. The record is from RefSeq and is a predicted model, not a curated record. NCBI's taxonomy places the organism in Eukaryota, Fungi, Ascomycota, Sordariomycetes, Glomerellales, Plectosphaerellaceae. The transcript is spliced from 4 exons. Gene Ontology annotation, cellular component: septin ring; septin complex; microtubule cytoskeleton.